GAAUUAGUCCUGGCGAAAAUCCUGCUGAUACCAAUAUAGUAGGCUUGCCAGGUGGCGCUCCAGUAGGUCCUGUGGGUGGCUAUGGUGUUUUACAUGAUCCUGCUCCUGUUGCUGCCCCCGUCCCUGUCGAUGAUCCUGUUUCAGUGGGUGGCUAUGCUGUUUUACAUGCCCCUGGUGCUGUUGCUGCCCCCGUCCUUGUCAAUGAUCCUGUUUCAGUGGGUGGAUAUGCUGUUUUACAUGCCCCUGGUGCUGUUGCUGCCCCCGUUCCUGCCGAUGCUCCUGUUCCUCCCAGUCCCUUCUCUUUCAUGUACACAGCAGAAGGUGAUGGCAGCACAAGCUCUCGCUCAGAAAGUGGAACCGUGGGUGGUGAAAUCACUGGUAGCUACUCUUUAGAGAUUGGAGAUGGACGAAAGAGGGCUCUACCGUUCAACUUCAUGUACAGUGCUCCUGCAGGAGGAGGAGCCAGCUCCAGGUCAGAAAGUGGAGAUGUGUCCGGAAACGUGGCGGGUUCUUACAGUGUGGAGGACCCUGAUGGACGUCGCAGGAAAGUAGACUACACUGCUGGAUCUGGAGGAUUCAGAGCAAAUGUUCAAAGUAAUGAACCUGGUGUGGAACCUGGUAGUAACCCUGCUGAUGUAGAAAUCAAUACCUAUGCAGGAUUACCCAUGAUUCCUGCUAGUGGCCCUGCUGGUGCCCCUGCUCUUGUGGCUGCUGGUGUCCCUGAAUUCGGUGUGGGGGGUCCUUUUGACUUUAUGUACACUGCUCCUGCUGGUGGUGGAUACAGUUCCAGGUCCGAGAGUGGAGAUGGAGGAAGAAGAGUGAAGGGAUCCUAUAGUGUGGAACACCCAAGUGGGCAAAAGAGGGUGGUUGACUACUCAGCUGGAGAUUUAGGCUUCACUGCAACAGUCAAGAGUAAUGAACAGGGAAUAAAACCCGGUGAUAACCCAGCUAGUGUUUCCAUCUUAUCUUUACCAGGAGUUCCUGCUCCUGCUGCUCCUACUCCCCCUGCUCCUGCUGGUGCCCCUGCUGCUGAAGCCCCUGCUCUUUAUUACUCAGAACAUCUCCAUCUAAGUAAAUUAUUUUUUUAA
Messenger RNA from Limulus polyphemus (Atlantic horseshoe crab), 1088 nucleotides. RefSeq names its product translation initiation factor IF-2-like. Lineage: Eukaryota; Metazoa; Arthropoda; Merostomata; Xiphosura; Limulidae. The transcript is spliced from 4 exons. Gene Ontology annotation, cellular component: extracellular matrix. The record is from RefSeq and is a predicted model, not a curated record. The annotation marks the transcript as partial.